AUGCCACGCCUCACAAAUGUGCAGCAUGAACGUGCCGUCAGGAUGUUGCAGAAACGGAAUGUUUGCAGAAAAGGAAUGUUUGCGGAAACGUCAGUAGCUGACGUUGCAAGGGCGUUGGGUUACAGUCAAUGGGUAAUUUAUGAUCUGCGGGCACGAGUACAACAAACGAGCAUCACAGCUGAUCGCCCACGACCGGGUAGACCACGUAUGACGUCACAGGCAGAUGACCGUCAUAUUGUGUUACGUUACCUCCGGAACCAUUUCAUGUCAGCUACAGCAAAAAGUAAUGAACUUUUCAGACGUCGGGUGUCCACGCAAACGAUCCGAAAUCGGCUGCGAACCGCUCACCUCCACGCACGGCGCCCAUAUGUUGGAACCAUUUUGACCAAAUUUAAUCGACGUCAACGUCAACAGUGGGCACAACGCCAUUUGCGAUGGACUGGAGUCGUGUUUUGCGAUGAAUCAAGAUUUACACUGCGAUAUGUCGAUGGCAGGAAGAGGAUUUGGAGACGAUGUGGUGAACGUCAUGCUCAGUGUUCGGAGGCGGACGUUUGA
Messenger RNA from Gigantopelta aegis, 555 nucleotides. RefSeq lists its product as uncharacterized. The transcript has a single exon. Lineage: Eukaryota; Metazoa; Mollusca; Gastropoda; Neomphalida; Peltospiridae. Gene Ontology annotation, molecular function: DNA binding. Gene Ontology annotation, biological process: DNA integration; DNA transposition. The coding region runs from base 1 to 555 and encodes 184 amino acids. The record is from RefSeq and is a predicted model, not a curated record.